Messenger RNA from Fusarium subglutinans, 864 nucleotides. Its product is annotated as beta-lactamase domain protein. The record is from RefSeq and is a predicted model, not a curated record. NCBI's taxonomy places the organism in Eukaryota, Fungi, Ascomycota, Sordariomycetes, Hypocreales, Nectriaceae. The transcript has a single exon. The coding region runs from base 1 to 864 and encodes 287 amino acids.
AUGAAGGCAGGCGACUCGCCACCGAUAGCUCGAUUCACCAGUAUUUCGUGGAUCAAUGCAUCACCCAACAGGUGUAUCCGGCUAUGUUCACUAUGCCCCCCUGGCUUUGUGGAUCCCUUCGCGGCUUUUGACAAAUUCUUUUUCGUCGGCCAUGCAUAUGUUCAUGCCUGGGCGUAUGAUACUGGCGAUGGCUUGGUUGUGAUUGAUGCUCUUGAUAAUCAAGACGAGAUUGAGAAGAUCAUGAUCCCCGAUUUGGAAAAGCUAGGCUACAAGGGUAGCGAUAUCAAGCACCUCAUAAUCACACACGAGCACAUUGACCAUUUUGGGGGAGCCAAGUAUAUUCAGGAUCAGUUCAAUGCUUCUGUCUACGCCACCGAGGCGGCAUGGGAGGGCAUGGCUGAACAAGGCAAGGAUGGCAACACGCCAGUCCCAGUCAAAGACAAGGUGGUAGUCGACGGCGAUGUCCUCGAAUUUGGAAAUAUCGCAUUUGAGAUUGUGCAGACAAAAGGGCAUACUCCCGGCACGCUUUCACUGAUCUUCCCCGUCGUUGACAAGGGCAAGCGUCACAUGGCUGGACUAUCUGGUGGCACCGGAACGCCAGCAGACAAGACUUCGCGAGAACAGAAGAUCACGUCGCAGAACCGCUUUGCCGAGAUAUCCAAGAAGAAGGGGGUUGAUGUCCUUCUCUCAAACCACAAUGUCGCCGACCACAGUCUUUACAACGCCGAUAUUCUCGCCCAUCGUGCCCCAGGUGCAUCCAAUCCGUAUGUCGUUGGAGUCGAUAACUUUUACAAGUACAUGAGGAUCAACACACUGUGCAGCCAAGUUAUUGCUGCUCGUCAGGGAAUGGACUUGGAUGUUUAG